Messenger RNA from Penaeus vannamei (Pacific white shrimp), 1098 nucleotides. NCBI's taxonomy places the organism in Eukaryota, Metazoa, Arthropoda, Malacostraca, Decapoda, Penaeidae. The record is from RefSeq and is a predicted model, not a curated record.
AUGGCGAAAAGAUUAGGUAAGAGAAAAAUUGAUUCAGAAUGCAGGGCAUUUAACCUGCAGUGGACAAACGAUUAUUUUUUUGUUCAAUGCAAAGAAAAGGCUGUCUGUCUCAUCUGUCAAGAGGCGGUGGCGGUAUUCAAAGAAUACAAUCUGCGGCGACACUAUGAAUCCCGUCACAAAGACAAGUAUGAUAGCUUGCAAGGCCAAAUGCGAGCAGACAAACUCUCAAAGCUAAAAAGUGGACUGUUAGCUCAGCAGAAUACAUUUGUACGCCAAUUUCAGCUGAACCAGUCAUCUGUUCGGGCCAGCUUUCGGGUUGCUCAACUGAUAGCAAGCAGCGGUAAACCUUUCACUGAUGGAGAGUUUGUCAAGAAAUGCAUGAACGCUGUCGCGGAGGAGGUGUGUCCCGAGAAGAAAGAUGUCUUUAAUGCCGUGAGUCUAUCAGCGAGUACAAUCACCAGACGCAUUGAAGAAAUCGGGGCACUGGAUGAGAGCACAGACGUGCAGGACUCCGCGCAGCUGCUCAUUUUUAUUCGUGGAGUUAGUGCAAACUUUGAGAUGUGCGAGGAGCUGGCAGCCCUCCAAAGUCUGAAAGGGACUACGACGGGGGAGGAUAUUUUCGGCAAAGUGUACCAAACCAUGGAAGAGUUGGACCUGGACUGGUCAAAGCUGGCCAGCAUCACAACUGACGGGGCUUCUAGUAAGGUGGGCAUGUCUCGGGGUCUAAUAGGACGCAUGAACCGGGAGAUGGAAGAACGGGGUCUCACCGCCCCGCUACAAGUCCACUGCCUAAUUCACCAGCAAGCACUGUGCUGCAAAGUGUUGACGUGGGAUUCUGUCAUGAAGGUUGUGGUGUCAUGCAUAAACUUCAUCAGAGCAAAGGGACUUAAACACAGGCAGUUCCAAGAAUUCCUGUCUGAACUGGAAUCUGCGCACGGAGAUGUGCUGUACUGCACAGAGGUCCGAUGGUUGAGCCGGGGCAGAGUUUUGAGGCGUUUUUACGAGCUGCUACUUGAAAUUAACGCAUUUCUUCAUUCACAAAACAAAACGGUGCCAGAGCUGAUUGACCCAGAAUGGAAAUGGCACUCGCAUUUUUAA